CCUUUGGACAGACUGGACAGACGGGCUGCCGUUGCAUCGCUGCUCCUUCCCGCUGCGCUAAGAAGCAAGACAGACAGCUCCCUGACCAAGACUGAACAGCAAAUCAAAGACAAAGAAUCAAGUGGUCAUCAAAUCGAUAGCUACUGGAAUAGUUUGGUUUUGGGCACCAUGGUGAAGCAGCGGCGCGUCAGAGCGCACUCCUGUUGCGCAGCUGUGGCGCCUUUUUGUUGCAGAAGAGGAGCAGUGAAGACUCUCACAGAGCCGGCCAUCUUUGCCAGGGAGACCAGCUGUGAUUGCCGCGCGCCACACGAGAAGCUGACCAUCGCACAGGCUCGCAGAGGCACUCCAGUGGACCGGCCAGUCAGAGUCUAUGCAGAUGGCAUCUUUGACCUUUUCCACUCUGGACAUGCUCGUGCUCUCAUGCAGGCCAAGAACCUCUUUCCCAACACCUACCUCAUAGUAGGAGUGUGCAGCGAUGAGCUGACCCAUAAGUACAAAGGUUUCACAGUCAUGACGGAGCACGAGCGUUACGAAGCGCUGAGACACUGCCGCUAUGUUGAUGAGGUUUUGAGAGACGCACCCUGGACUCUCACGCCUGAGUUCCUUGAAAAACACAAGAUCGAUUUUGUGGCUCAUGAUGAUAUCCCAUACUCCUCAGCAGGAAGUGAGGACGUUUAUAAACACAUCAAGGAGGCAGGGAUGUUUGUGCCCACACAACGGACAGAGGGAAUCUCAACUUCUGACUUAAUUACCAGAAUUGUCAGAGAUUAUGAUGUUUAUGCCCGACGCAACCUUCAACGUGGCUACACGGCCAAGGAGCUGAACGUCAGCUACAUCAACGAGAAGAAGUACCGACUACAGAACCAAGUGGAUCGCAUGAAGGAGAAAGUUCGCACAGUUGAGGAAAAGAGCAAACAUUUUGUUUACCGCGUGGAGGAGAAGAGUCACGACCUCAUUCAGAAAUGGGAAGAGAAAUCCAGAGAAUUUAUUGGCAACUUUCUAGAACUUUUUGGACCCGAUGGAACAUGGAAACAAGUGUUUCAGGAACGCAGUGGUCGAAUGCUGUCCUACGCUCUGUCGCCUAGAGAGUCGCCCUGCAAUAGUCCCCCCCGCGAACUGUCCCCCCUGCGCUCUCCCUCUCCCCCGUCUCCCCCCACCCGCUGGCACAAUGCACGGCCCUCCCCUCCUACCUCCCCCAAAGGAGCGUCUGCCUCCAUGAGCAGCAUGAGUGAAGGGGAUGAAGAUGAGAAGUAGAUGGACUGCUGAACACACACACACAUAAACAUACACAUACACACAUCACUCACACCACACUGCCUGGAGACUAUUCACACACAUACACAUACACAUACACACACACUCCUACAAACGCUGGCUGGAAACUGACACAGUUACCCUCAAGGAUGUUGCAAAUAUGCAAUACAGACAGUGAUCAUGGGAAAUGCAGUUCUGGGCUGCAGAGCUGAGAAGCCAUCACUGUCUCUGUUGUCUGGGCAACCAAGCAGACGGAAGACAGAGGAAGAGGAUUUAUGUACACAGUGUCACAUAAUGUAAGAAGGACAAGACUCCUGUGCAAUAUCUUUGGAGAGGAUUUGCUUUGGAUUGUCCAGCACUGAUAGAGACUGUCCAACAGCCUGCUUCUGAUAUCACAGUUGUUUUUGUUGUUGUCCCGUUAUGUUAAGUUCAUCGUUUUCUUUUUUAGAAUGCAAAGUUUUCUUGUAACUACUGUGGCAUGUGAUUUGACACGAAGCUACAGAAACACUGCAUUCAGUCCUACAGGUCAUGUAAACUGGAAAUGGGUUUAUUCAUCACUGUGUUGUUUAACUGAUGGGUAGAAAUAAAAGAGAGUCACUGCCCCCUCCUAGAAUAUGGCAGAGGUGACACAGUGGACAGCCUCUUUGCACUCAAACACAUAGUCCAGUGUUAGUUUACACCACCUUAGCUUAAAUCAUCACGUGUUCCAUGCAAUGACCACUUUCAAAGAAUCGUGCUGUAAAGUAUUCAUAUGAAAUACUCUGUAGGAAAUUGCAGUGAGCCUUGAAGUAGCCUGUAUAUUCCAAAUAUGUAUCUAAAAUAGAUAUGAUUGGUGCAAAUAAAGCUAGAGUUAAACCCAACAGAGAACAAAUUUUACUACAUGAACAUAGCUUUUAAACACAUAUUAAUCCAUUCUGUUUAGAAAUGAUAGUGGAAACAGGUCUAAUACAGACACUAAAUGGAGUCCCUGAGGUUUCUUCUGCAGUUAAUAUGUUAAAUGUCUGUUAGCCCCCAUGAACUUGAUUGUGAUUAGACAGAAAGGGAAAAAAAAUGCCUUGAUCUUAACUUCUUGAAUGUAAAGUCUUUAAGACUGCACCUGGAAAGUAGAUGUAAUCCCUUGCAUCUGUAGCCACAUUGAAAGGCCUCACAAAUGUUGUUUUACCUAAUAAUGAGGGGGAAAAUGUGGAUUUUCACCAUUAAAAGCCAUACGUUUUGGGUUUUCCAUGUUUUAUCAAUCAGCGUUUAGCAGACAUUUUCUUUGGCUCUUGGGAAUAUGAUGUCAGCUGUCAAUAGAAACCUGACAAACUCUGAUGAUACUUGAAAUAUAUAUAAAAUUAAAGCUCUCUGGGUGAACCUUCAGGCCUUUAAAAGCCUGAGGUAGUCCUAAUGUUUCUGUUGCUACUAUUAGAAACGUAUGUAAUGACUCUUUUUGUUCAAGUCUGCUCACCGUACCUACAACAGGGCAGAGCAGACCUCUCUUCCACCUCGACAACACAAUAAAUACCCUAAAUGCAAUGUUAACGUCCGGUAUGCGCUACAUGUUAAUCUGCACUAUAUGUACAAACUUUGGGAAUAUGUGUCUUUUUUUUUUUUUUUUUAAUUUAACGUUCAAAUGGCUUGAUAUGUAAAUAAAACAAAAAAUGUAUAACAGA
Molecule: messenger RNA, 2906 nt
Organism: Acanthochromis polyacanthus (spiny chromis)
Lineage: Eukaryota; Metazoa; Chordata; Actinopteri; Pomacentridae
Gene: pcyt1ba
Product: phosphate cytidylyltransferase 1B, choline a
Exons: 8
Coding region: 169-1254 (361 amino acids)
Biological process (GO): CDP-choline pathway
Molecular function (GO): phosphatidylcholine binding; choline-phosphate cytidylyltransferase activity
Source: RefSeq, a predicted model, not a curated record